AUGGCGGUGUAUACGGCAGCGGCGGCCGUGUUGGCCGGCGUGGAGAGCCGCCAGGGUUCGCUCAAGGGGCUGGUGUAUGCAAGCAACUUCCAGAACGUGAAGCAGCUGUACGCGCUGGUGUGCGAGACGCAGCGCUACUCCGCGGUGCUGGACGCCGUGAUCGCCAACGCCGGCCUCCUGCGAGCCGAGAAGAAGCUGCGGCCGCACCUGGCCAAGGUGCUAGUAUAUGACUUACUGCUGGGGAAAGGCUUUAGAGGGCGCGGGGGCCGAUGGAAACCUCUGCUGGAGCGGCACCAGGCCAGGCUGAAGGCUGAGUUGGCCCGGCUCAAGGUUCGUCAAGGUGUGAGCCGGAACGAGGACCUGUUGGAAGUUGGAUCCAAGCCUGGCUCAGCCUCCCAGGUGCCUCGAUUUGUGCGAGUGAACACUCUGAAGACCUGCACUGAAGAUGCCAUUGAUUACUUUAAGAGACAAGGUUUCUCCUACCAGGGUCGGGCUUCCGGCCUCGAGGACAUCAGGGCCCUCAAAGGGAAGUGUUUUCUCCUGGAUCCCUUGCUGCCAGAGUUGCUUGUGUUUCCUGCCCAAACAGAUCUGCAUGACCAUCCACUGUACCAAGCCGGUCACCUCAUCCUACAAGACAAGGCGAGCUGUCUCCCGGCCAUGCUGCUGGCUCCGCCCCCAGGGUCCCACGUCAUUGAUGCCUGCGCUGCCCCGGGCAAUAAGACCAGUCACCUGGCUGCUCUUCUCCAGAACCAAGGGAAGAUCUUCGCCUUUGACCAGGAUGCCAAGCGGCUGGCAUCUAUGGCUACCCUGCUGGCCCGAGCAGGGGUCUCCUGCUGCGAGCUGGCCGAGCAGGACUUCCUGGCGGUCUCGCCCUCGGACCAGCGUUAUUGUCAGGUCCAGUACAUCUUGCUGGAUCCCUCCUGUAGUGGCUCUGGGAUGCCCAGCAGACAGCUGGAGGAGCCCAAGGCUGGCACGCCGAGCCCAGAGCGCCUGCGAGCGCUGGCCGCCUUCCAGCAGCGGGCACUGAGCCACGCGCUCAUGUUCCCUGCCCUGCGACGCCUCGUCUACUCCACGUGCUCCGUCUGCCAGGAGGAGAACGAAGACGUGGUGCGAGCCGCUCUGCAGCAGAGCCCAGGCGCCUUCAGGCUGGCUCCUGUCCUCCCCUCCUGGCCACACCGAGGCCUGGGCGCUUUUCCAGGCGUUGAACACUGCCUCCGGGCCUCUCCCGAGACCACGCUCACUGGGGGCUUCUUCAUCGCGGUGCUUGAACGGGCAGAGGUGCCGAGCUCCGUCUCACAGGCUGAAGCACCAGUCUCAGAGCUGACACUCGGCCCCGCCCCAAAGAGGAGGAAGAGGCGGCGAAAAGCGACGGCUGCCCCCAGCACACAGCCCGGCACAUAG
Rangifer tarandus platyrhynchus (Svalbard reindeer) is the source of this 1401-nucleotide messenger RNA. NCBI's taxonomy places the organism in Eukaryota, Metazoa, Chordata, Mammalia, Artiodactyla, Cervidae. The record is from the annotation of a GenBank genome assembly.